This is a messenger RNA of Neltuma alba, 627 nucleotides long. Its product is annotated as serine/threonine-protein phosphatase 6 regulatory ankyrin repeat subunit C-like. The transcript is spliced from 2 exons. The record is from RefSeq and is a predicted model, not a curated record. Bases 1 to 627 code for a protein of 208 amino acids. Gene Ontology annotation, molecular function: protein binding. NCBI's taxonomy places the organism in Eukaryota, Viridiplantae, Streptophyta, Magnoliopsida, Fabales, Fabaceae.
AUGGAUUCUGAUAUGGAUAUUCUGACGACGACGCACAGUUUAUACCAUUCCACGCUAGAGGGUCAUUGGAAUGAAGCUUUGACGAUAUACAAAAACAAGGUGAGUAUUAUUCACGAUAAACCGAUCAACAGCUACGGCGACACAGUGUUGCAUGUGGCGGUGAACGACCACAGGGAAGAUAUGGUGGAGAAUCUACUGAUGGAAAUCACGAGACUUGGGUCGUUGUCGGCGCUGAAAACAAAGAAUCAUCGAGGGGAUACCCCACUGCACUGUGCGGCGUCAAGAGGGUCCCUCGAGAUGUGCAAGUGCAUCGCCGAAGCUCAACGGGACACCCAACUGAUUGAAGCUCGCAACGAGAAAGGAGAGACUCCUCUCUUCUUGGCCGCUCUUCACGGCCAUAUGGAUGCUUUCCUUUACCUACACUCUCGUUGCCCCGACCCAAGUAGUGGCCUCUGGAAAAGAUCCAGCGAUGGAGAGACUAUCCUUCACUGCACCAUAGGCCGAGAACACUUUGGUUGGGUGGCAUUUGAAAUCAUUCAUCUUUACGGAAAGGACAUAGUGGGCUCUGUGGAUGAAAAGGGAGUUACUCCUCUCCAUAUCCUGGCCAAACAAACCUUCCGCCUUUGA